UACGCAUGCGCAUUAAUCGAGGGUAUGCCGCUGAUGGGUAACAAAUUGGAAGAACACCCUAACAGGCAGAAAGUGACCCAGAGGGAUAUUUCCCUGCCCUGAAGCAACUCUCAAUGGAUUCUAAAGCAGAGUCUGAGACAGCCCUCUCCUUUUCUGCUGUUGAAGACCCUGCUUUGGAAGAGAAGCUUUUUCUGUCCAGCUCUCACAGUCAAACGGAAGGCGGAGCGCCAAUUUUACUCCAGCUGUUGGAGUUUAAAACUGACCUCCAGGACAUCGUCGAAGAGCUGCAUAUUCGAAGGGAUGCAGAGACGCGCUUUGAGGAUGAAAUCAGUAAGCUUGUGCUGGAGAAACAGGAGCUGGAGUGGGAAAAGGAAUCCCUUCAACAUAAAAUAGAAAACAUGUCAAAGCAGCACACUGACUCACUCGACUCCGUGAAAAAAAGGUUUCAAGUCAAAUUACUACACACUGAGGAGGAGAAGGGGAAAUACCAGGUCAGUGCAGAGUUAAAGGACAAGGAGAUUAACAAUUUAAAGGAAGAGCUGAAGUCAUUGCAGUUGCUGAAAUACAACUUGGAGAAGAAAUCGAGUGAGCUGGAACAGAAGCUAGCCCUGCAGAGUCGCACAAAGGAUAGCCACCUGAAGCAGCUGGCAGAGGUGGAGAAAAGAUUCAGUGCUCUUUCCAGACAGUGCGCUAUAGUCAAGCAGGCUCAUGACAAACUGGAGCAGAAUGUUGAUGAGGCCAUGAAGCUAAAUAACAAGUUGACUUCAGCCAGAGAAAGACAAGAAGGAAUCAUUGAUUCACUUAAGAAGGAGUUGGAGGAAGUCACCAACAAGCUCAUAAAAGAAAAGAUGAACACAGUCAGACAUGAGAAGAUCCAGAGUCCUUUAGGGAGGGAACAGCACAUACAGGAGCUGCAACAAAAACUCCACAUGGAGUCUGAAAUGAACAGAAAACUCAGGGAGGAGAAUUUUGCUGAACGAGCAGAAAAGCAGAAGUUGAUGGGGUCCUUGCAGCACAACCAGCAGCUGUUGUUGAGUCAGACACAGACCAUAAGGAGAAUCGAACAGGAGAUGGAAAGUCAAACAGAGAUGUUCAAGGCCCUUAAGCAAGAACGCGAAGUGAUGCGAGAGAAUAGAAAGACAAUCGAAGACAAAGUGGCUGAACUGACAAAGAGCUACGCUGAUUCCAAGAUGAACUGGGACAAAGAGAGAAAAACAUUGCUGACUCAAAUUAAGAAUGAACAGUCAGACUUUCAAGCCUUGAAAGACGCUUAUGAAGGCCUUCAGCUGAAAUGCGCUGACCUGAUCUUGCAGGCCAGUUCACAAGCACAGCAAGGCGGGAAACCACAGAUAAAAGACAAUAGUCAGAGUCCUCUUGUUGUGGCCCAGCUCAGUCCUUUCAGCUCAGUCUUGGAAAGAUUCAGAGCUGAGGAAACUGCUAAGGAUCUAGAUUCCAGCUCUCAGCUGCCUGACCUCGACAGUCUGCAGUGUGCUGCUUCCUCUCAGGCCAAAAUCCAGGAUUGUCUGAAGGACACAGGAUCAGCUUCAAAGCUUGCUGCUACUGGAGCAAAUGGAGGUCAAGACGAGGUGAAUCAUCAGAAAGAAAUGAUUAAACGGUUAUCAUAUUUCACAAGCAGCAUCCCUCAUAACUCUGAAAAGAACACAGGAACUGCUAGUACAAGUGACUUAAUUGGAUCUGAUCAGAGUUUCCUGAGUAAAUCUACCUGUGUCAGUACACCAAACCCUGGGUGCACUUCACUGAAUGGAUCUCCAGAAUUAUUUGAAUAUGAAACAUAUGAAGAGAACAAAACAGGAAAUAAUAAAAAGCAUGAGAGAGGGGAGGAUAGCAAAAAGGAAACCAACAAUUUAGAGAAGGAGGAAAAAGUAUUUCAAGAAAAUCUGAAAAGUGAAAGAAAUGCUGCAGAAAAAAGAACAACCCCAGUUCAAAUGGCAGAUAGUACAGCAGACAUGCACAGGGAUUCUGAGGGGUCAGCAAAGGCGACAGAGAGGACCAGUAACCCAGAAACAAAAACAGGAGCCAGAGGUGAGGGAGAAGUAACAGAUAGCGUGAAAGAGAGAGGAGAGUCAGCAAAGCAUGCAUCAAAAAGUCCAGAAACACAGAUACCAGCUCUCACGACUGCUGAUAUGACUGAAGCGAGCCUCAGCGGGCAGGUCAAUGACUUCAUGGAUACUGAACGGCCGUCAACUGUCUGUGAACCCGUUAACGCCACAGACCGUGUUUCUCUAAAAACCACUGAGAAGGACGGAAAUGUGAACGGUGAAUUUACUGUCAGCACAAAUGAGCACAAAGUGAAUUCAGAUCAACACAGCAUCAGUGCUGAAGAUGAGCAACGUAUCUUAACCACAAUGAAUGAGACUUCAUGUCCUGAAGCUCAGUCGACAACACUUUGUCAGAUUCCAGGAGAUGAGAACCCAUCCAGGGAAACAUCGGAUGCUUUUCCUGCUCAAUGCGCCUCCCAGAUUAAUUCUGCUGGAGAGUUAAAGCAAGAAAUCAAUGUUCAGGUGUGCCAAACAAACCAAAAUGAAACUGGAAGAUGUAAUCCUCCACAAGUCAACGGCGAUAUGAUCCAAACAGAUGAAAAUACUGAGUCUGAGUUACCACCGGAAAUUUCAGCGAAAGAGAGUGUGCGGCUGACGUCUGCUGUGGCUAAUGAUGAAGAUGAUGCACAAAAGAGGAAGCGGAUUCAGCCAAAUGUAAACACAUGUGAAACUGUACAUAUACCUUCGUCAACAUCCUGUUUAAAGGAUGUACCCAUGGAGGCUAUGCUUCUACCAGAUGUUUCAACUGAAAACAUUCAGGAGGAAACAAAAACCAACACACUGAAGGAUCCUGGACAAAAAGAAGUAACCCAAGACAAAGGCGAUCCGAAUCUCUCUAAUCUGCCAAGUCAUGACAAUAAUGGAUGGCCAGAGCUUGACCGUUCGCAGUUUCUCCAGAAGAGACCUGAUGCUUCAUUUGAUUUGUCCCUGAUGACCAGAAAGCCCUGCAGGUCUCUGCUUGAGUGGGGGGCAGCUCAGAGGAAACGGUUCUGCCCCGGAACAAAGUCAGAUGGUUCUGGCCUGCGACAAUUAAACCAGGCUCCCGGUGUGUCUCAAACAGGCAGCACAGGACAUUCCCACAGCUCUAUACCCAUGUUCAACGAAAACAAGCACAACAAAGUCCCCUUGCUCAUAAUGAGAGCAUCAGAUCUAGUCAAUGGCUCUGGAGCUACAUCCUGUUUGACGGGUCAACAGAGGGAAGAAGACUGCAGCGAGGAACCAGCAGAAACGGCCAAGACACUUUCUUUGCCCAUCAGUUCUUUUCCACUCACUCUCUCCUCUAAUACAAGCAGCAAAGGUUCACUGCAGACCAACCUGGAGUGUAGCAAAGCUCAGAGCUCAGCCCCAGUUGCAGGGUCGGAGUCGGAGUGGGAUCUGUCCUGUUCCCAGGAGAGGGAAACCCAGCAGUCUGCUUUCAGAACACAGAUCUCUAAGAUCGAACAUUUUCUCAACAGCGAGAGGCUUCGACUGUCCAAAAGACGACGAACUGACAACUGAACAAAACUGCUGUAUCCUUCUGUGCUACACAUCCAAACAAGUUUCACAAAUCUCUGUGCUGUUCACUCAUUGUUGUCAGAUUUGAGCAACUGCUUCAGGAGGAAGGCAAUAUUGAUACAACUAGAAGUGUAAGCUAAUGUUUGGAUAAGGUUUUGUGUGUUCAUUUAAGUUGAAUUUGAAGCAGAUCCUUGUGAAUCAUUUUACUCUGCACAAUUUAAGAACGUUCACAAAGCUGUGUUUUUGUUAGCCACCAAUCCCUUUUUAAAGGAAGUACCCUGAUAUAAAAGUGUAUAAAAAGACUGAAAAGACUUUUAUCUUA
Messenger RNA from Poeciliopsis prolifica (blackstripe livebearer), 3876 nucleotides. RefSeq names its product coiled-coil domain-containing protein 73-like. The record is from RefSeq and is a predicted model, not a curated record. NCBI's taxonomy places the organism in Eukaryota, Metazoa, Chordata, Actinopteri, Cyprinodontiformes, Poeciliidae. The transcript is spliced from 22 exons. The coding region runs from base 114 to 3557 and encodes 1147 amino acids.